GACACAAGAAUGAUGAAUAAGAGUAUUGUGGGAAUUUGAAAAUAAAAAUCUGGAAUUUCAUAAUGGAACAUGUGGGCUGUGAUAAAUGCACUGACUGACGGGUGUAUACGAGUUUAUAACCAAAUGAAUAAAUUAUAAUAAAUAAAUUUGUGAAUUCAAGUACAUUUAUGCUAUGCAUUAAAGUUAAACGGGAUAAUAAAUUAACCGCAACGAACCAGAUGGUAAUUACUAACGCGAAUCAAGCAACAUUCCCAUAAUUUCCUUCGCACUGCUCAAGGAGCUAAUAGUAAACGCGCUCAAAUAUAUUUUGGUUGCUUAGAAAGAAUCGCUAAAAGAAUAUCACAAAAUGGCGACACUUCAGAGUGCGUGCAUGAUUUUGUUGCUCGCUGCAGUGGUUCAAUGCAAGGACAAUUUGCGCGUUGCCUACGAAUGGAAAGAGAUGGAUUUCAAAUACGAGAAUGCUGAGGCUCGCUGGACUGCUAUUGAAAAUCACGAAUUUCGUCCGGAUAAUGUAAUACCCUUUGGACUGGAAAAGUAUAGGUCACGCAUGUAUGUUGCUUUGCCGCGGUGGAAAAAUGGUGUACCAGCUUCGUUGGCUUAUUUCGAUACCAGUGAUCAAUCUACCAAAUCACCAUUACUUAUCCCUUUCCCCAGUUGGCAGGCACAUAAUCUUGCCGAACCAGACCCAGAGCUGGUUUCACCUUUUCGCAUACGUGCUGAUCGCUGCGGUCGUCUUUGGGUACUCGACUCACGUAUCGCAGGCGUUUUAGAGAAUACAACAAUCUUUGGACCCGCUCAGCUAUUGGUAUACGAUUUGCAUAAUGAUGAUCUCUUGCGCCGCUUCAAAUUUCCUAAUGGUCAUAUAAAGCAAGGUUCAUUCUUUGCAAAUUUGGCUAUAGAGGACACUGAUUGCGAGAAUAGCUUCGCAUAUGCCGCUGAUUUGGGUGCACCCGGUCUAGUUGUAUACUCAUGGAGUCAAGAUGAUUCCUGGCGCGUACAACAUAACUUCUUCCAUCCCGAUCCUCUAGCAGGAAACUACAGCAUAAGCGGCAUAGAAUUUCAAUGGGAUGAUGGCUUAUACGGUCUGGCACUAUCGAAAGCACAACCAGAUGGCUUUGCCACGCUCUACUUUCAUCCACUAAGUUCAACAACCGAGUUUUCAGUUAGCACCAGUUUACUAAGGAAUAAAACCUUAGCGACUUCAAAUGAAAUCUAUCAUGAUUUCAAAAUAUUGGGAACACGUGGCUCGAACGGACAAUCGGGCGCGGAAUUCGUCGAUCCGCGUACUGAAGUGCUAUUUUAUACUCUGCCAAAUGUCAAUGCUUUAGAUUGUUGGAGCACAACGAAUGCGGAGUAUUCCAGCGAUUCUCAAGGUCGCAUUUACUCCAGCGCGCAGGAGUUAGUAUUUCCCAGUGAAGUGAAAGUCGAUGCCGAAGACAGAUUGUGGGUGCUGUCAAAUAAAUUACAAGAAUUCAUUUAUGAUGAGCUCUAUCCGGGCAGUGUUAAUUACCGCAUACUGACGGCGAAUGUGGUGGACGCCAUUGAAGGUACGGCGUGUGAUACGAAGAUGAAACCGUUGCCAGAAAUUGUGGAAAACGAAUUGGACAAGAUACUGGAUACAGUGAUAAAUAAAACAAAUGAUAUCGCAACUGGCGGUGUGUCAGCGAGUACCUUUAGUAUAAUCUUAUUUAUAACGGCUGUUUUAUUGAGUGUAAGUUAACUAAAUACAUACAUAUUUGCACAAUAGUAUACGAACAAAAGUUUGUGUGUAGUGAAGAGAAUAAUGUAUUGUACAUUUGUAAGUAUAUAUGUACUCGUAUAUGUAAGUUAAAUGUAUUUAUAAGCUUAAAAAUAACAGUAUGAAGACAUAAAAUUUUGUGCAUAACGUCUGUACGGCAGCAAUAACAAGAGAACUUAAAUAAAUCAAUUUUAAAUAUUAAAA
Messenger RNA from Ceratitis capitata (Mediterranean fruit fly), 1942 nucleotides. RefSeq names its product protein yellow. The record is from RefSeq and is a predicted model, not a curated record. NCBI's taxonomy places the organism in Eukaryota, Metazoa, Arthropoda, Insecta, Diptera, Tephritidae. The transcript is spliced from 4 exons. Bases 347 to 1720 code for a protein of 457 amino acids. Gene Ontology annotation, cellular component: extracellular region.